Messenger RNA from Drosophila guanche, 336 nucleotides. RefSeq names its product mitochondrial import inner membrane translocase subunit Tim13. Bases 16 to 336 code for a protein of 106 amino acids. The transcript has 2 exons. The record is from RefSeq and is a predicted model, not a curated record. Lineage: Eukaryota; Metazoa; Arthropoda; Insecta; Diptera; Drosophilidae.
UCGAGUGCAAAAUAAAUGGAACCAAAAAGGAAGCAGCCCGACCCGACCAGUCAAAUGAAACGUGUGCGCCAGCAGAUACAAUUGGCCAAUGUCCAGGAGCUGAUCCAAAAGAUGACGCAGCGCUGCUUCCGCACGUGCAUCGUGCGCCCGGGGCCCAACCUGAGCGCCAGCGAGCGGACCUGCCUCACCAACUGCGCGGAUCUGUUCAUGCUAGCGGUUAAGCGAGUGUCGCAGCAAUACUUCAGGCGCAUGCAGCGCCAGCAGCAGCAGCGACGCCUGGCAAGAUUGCAGCAGUGCCAGGGCAAGGCCUGCCAAGCUUCGCCCAACUUUGUCUAG